CCCGGCGCAGCAUGCUCGCGGCUGUCGGGGGCCUCCGGGGCCUCCGCCUAGGGCGCAUCUUCCGUGGGGCCCCGGGAGCGCACGGAGAAGCCGCGACGCGGCCCAUCGCGCCCCUGCGGCCUCGGGGUCUGCCCCGCUACUGCAGCGGCCGGGCCACCAGCGGCUCUGAGCCCCACGGUCCAGCAGGAAAGGUCCACCGGGUCCCCGCCGAGUACAAGCCUUCGCAAUUCGAUAAGAAAAUCCUGGUGUGGACCGGGCGUUUCAAAGCGAUGGAGGACAUCCCGCCUCGGAUCCCCGCACACCUAAUUUGGUAUAGCAGAUCAAAGCCAGAUGGAUGGGUAAAAAAGAUCAUAUCUUCUAGGCUCCAUCUGGAACAAAAGCCAGAAAUGAUAGAUGCUGCAAGAAACAAGGCUCGAGUGAAAGCUUGUUACAUAAUGAUUGGACUCACCAUUAUCGCCUGUUUUGCAGUGAUCGUCUCAGCCAAAAGGGCAGCAGAACGACAUGAAUCCUUAACAAGUUGGAACCUGGCGAAGAAAGCUAAGUGGCGUGAAGAAGCUGCACUGGCCGCACAGGCUAAGGCUAAAUGAAAUUCCAAGUGACACGGUGUUAAUCAGAGGAUCAUUACUGUUACCAAAACAAUAAAAGAUGGGUAAAAUAGAAUAUUUAAUGAAAUAACUGCCAUGGUUUUAUUUGGUAAAGAAAAGCAAAAAGUCUUUUUAUUUUUAUUUUCAGUAAAAUUUUACUGAAGUGGAACUGUAUUCAGAAAAGUGCACAGAGUGUGUAUAGCUUGAUACCUAUUUACAUAGUGAACACACCUGCAAAACCACCUCCCAGGUCAAGAUGCAGAACACCAGUAACAUCUCAGAAACCUCUCCUCUACCCUCUGUCAGUCAUUACCAUCCAAAGGUAACCACUGUUGUGAGUUUUAUCACCAUAGAUGAGUUUUGCUUGUUUUUGAAAUUUAUAUUAAUAGAGUUACAUAAUAUGCACUUGUGAGGGUGAAUUCUUAGACUCAACAUUAUGUUGUGAGAUCCUUACACAAAUUUUGUGUAGCAUGAGUUUAUUCAUCUUUAUUUUGUUAAAGUAUUCCAUUAUGAAUAUGCAACAGUUUAUCUGGAUAUUUGGUCCAGUUUGGGCCCGAUACAGAUAAUGCUAAAAUGAGCACUCUGUGUAUGUCAUUCACUAAGUGUUCUUCAAAAUCUAAAUUUUCAACCAAAUUUCCACUGUAUUUGGGUAGGACUCUUGCACUGACUGAGAGGAAUGUAAAACUAUCAACUUUAGAUUUUUUUAAGUUAAAUAUAUAUGCUAAGAUUUCUAGGGUAAUGAGAAAAU
Lontra canadensis (Northern American river otter) is the source of this 1332-nucleotide messenger RNA. RefSeq names its product family with sequence similarity 162 member B (gene FAM162B). The transcript is spliced from 5 exons. The record is from RefSeq and is a predicted model, not a curated record. Lineage: Eukaryota; Metazoa; Chordata; Mammalia; Carnivora; Mustelidae. The coding region runs from base 12 to 587 and encodes 191 amino acids.